AUACCAUACCAUAUCUUACUCAGACUCAUAGUUCUGUGUGGCCAGACUAUCUAGUGGAAAGAUGGUUCCAGGCAGUCACCAACGAUUUAGCAUAGUUCAACAGGCACCGGCGCCAUAAGACUAUCAACAAUCAUCACCAUCAUAUCAACAAAUGGUUGUCUUGCUCAAUUGGCAACGGAAAAGGCUAUGCUUCCUUGAGCAUUCCUCCUAGCACCUGGGGUUACGAUCAAGAUGGAGUCCUUCCGCGAAUUUGUCGCUAAUCAGGUCCCGGUCCAGAACGGUGAUCCUGACCAAGAACAAAAUGGAGGCAACAAUGUCAAGCAAGAGGAUUUCGCCGAUGGACAGAUUUCAGUCGAAGAAGAAGACGAUGAUGACUCGAGCAAUCUUACCCAAAACACUAAGGCCGACUCUGGAGGUUCAGAAUUCAUAGAGGACGUUGUUCCGCGGGUAUUCCCACGUUUGUCGAACAAUCCUCCUGAGUCACCACCAAUGGGACCAGGAAAAGGCGAUGAGGAGGAUGAGGACGAAGAAAUGGACCUGUCCAAAUCGUUCAAAAGAACUGCCAGUCCAUCCCCAACAGCCUUUGAGCGCAAUAAGGGAGCAAGGGUCGGCAAAGUAGGAGAGGAAGGUGUCAUAAAGAUGCACAAAUUCACUCUUCAUGAAACGGCAAAUUACUAUUACAUUGUUGGCUCAGAUCUAUUAGAUUCAGCCUUUCGAAUCUUGAAGAUUGACCGGACAUCAGAACUUGGCGAGCUGAACAUCAUCGAAGACGACAUUGUUUACACCAAGAAAGAGACGCAACAAAUCCUCAAUGCAGUCGAUGAAGGAAAUCGAGCUACUGGAGGUCUAAAGGUUAAGACCAGUUUCUGGGGCUUGCUCGGCUUCAUACGGUUCACAGCUCAGUACUACAUGAUAUACGUGACCAAAAGAAGUCAGGUUGCCAUGAUUGGCGGCCACUACAUCUAUCAAAUCGAUGGCACCGACAUGAUGCCUUUGGUAACAGCAGCCUCGACAAGAGUCAAAACCGAGCGGCACCUCGACGAGGCUCGAUUCAUCAGUAUUCUAGGAAAUCUGGACCUCACUCGAUCUUUCUACUUCAGCUAUUCGUACGAUGUUACACGAACAUUGCAGCACAACAUCAUGCGGGAACGACAGGCGCUCCAGGACGGUCUGGCCGAGCCACCAAAGGGCGACCACAACGACAUGUUUGUUUGGAAUCACUACCUUCUCGAACCUGCGAAGAAAAUCCUGCGCAAUCCCUUUGAUUGGUGUGUCCCAAUCGUACAUGGUUACGUUGACCAGAGUGCUCUUUCGAUCUAUUGGGGACGGGUGGUGUACGUGACGAUCAUUGCUCGUCGAUCGCGGUUCUUUGCUGGCGCUAGGUUCCUCAAACGUGGUGCCAAUGAUUUAGGCUAUGUAGCAAACGACGUUGAGACGGAGCAAAUCGUCUCAGAAAUGUCGACCUCUUCUUUUCACGCUCCCGGCCCGGUCCUUUUCGCGAACAACAAAUACACUUCUUACGUUCAACACAGAGGCAGCAUCCCAUUACACUGGACGCAAGAAGCCACAGGAGUCACGCCGAAACCAAGUAUCCAUCUUAAUGUGGUGGAUCCCUUUUUCAGCGCCGCAGCUUUACACUUCGACGACCUGUUCAAACGAUACGGCACUCCUAUAUACGUGCUCAACCUGGUCAAGUCUCGAGAACGCACACCGCGAGAAUCCAAGCUCUUGCAAGAAUACACCACAGCUGUGAAUUACCUCAAUCAAUUUCUUCCCAAGGACAAGCAAAUCCUCUAUCAUGCCUGGGACAUGAGUCGAGCCUCCAAAAGCCGUGACGGCGACGUCAUCGGUAGUCUCGAGGCCAUUGCCGAGGAUAUCCUUCCAAAGACCAGCUUCUUCCAGAACGGCAACGACGAAGAAUCCGGGCUCAAACUACAAAGCGGGGUGGCCAGGACAAAUUGCAUUGACUGCCUCGACCGGACGAACGCAGCACAAUUCGUCAUCGCCAAAAAAGCACUCGGCUACCAGCUACAAGCUCUGGGAGUCAUAGAAGGCACACACAUCGAAUACGACUCUGACGCCAUCAACCUCUUCACACACAUGUGGCACGACCACGGCGAUACGAUAGCCGUGCAAUACGGAGGAUCUCAUCUGGUCAACACAAUGGCCACAUACCGCAAGAUCAAUCAGUGGACCAGCCACUCACGGGACAUGGUUGAGAGUUUCAAACGGUAUUACAACAACUCAUUCAUGGACGCGCAGCGACAAGAAGCCUACAAUUUAUUCCUUGGAAGCUACGUCUUCCAACACGACCAGCCUAUGCUCUGGGACCUAACGACAGAUUACUACCUGCACCACUCCGAUCCACGGUCAAUGUUCGGCAAACGCCGCCCCAGUUACCGUCAGUGGUAUACGCAAGAAUACCUCGCGUCCCCAGAAAUGCCGGCGUCGAUCUGGCCACGAGACCUGCGCGACAGACCAUUAGGCUACUUCGACGACUAUUGGGUCGAGUACUACCGACCACUCGCCAUAAGUUCGUUCAAAAAGCUGUUCUCCUUCAAAAUGCACUCCAAUCUACGGUACAUCCCCAUCAACUCGACAUCAUCUGGCAAAUACGAUUUCUCCCCGUUCAAAGUGCGCACCGCGACCGACACCAACCCGGCUGACGGGGAUACUCCUACCGACAAACAUCCCGGCCGCAAAGGCGUCAAGAUCGUCGCACCCUCAGACGACACGUCGUCCCUCGCACCAACAGACUCGGCGCCUGCAUCGGCCAUUGACAAUAAUCCAGCUCCGAAACCCAACAGUCUCGGUCCGUGGCUAGACGCGCAACAGCAACUCCACCACAACAACCAGAAGAAAUACACGGGCAUAAUCAAAGAGCCUAGCUUUGAAGUGCAGUCGUCCAGUGUACCGAAAAUACCUAAACUCCCGACCGCAACGACAAGUGAUCUGACGAGCUCGUCAUUGUUGCCUCCGACGAAAGCGGAGCUCGCGCUGCAGUCGUUCACCGCGCUUAUCGAAAAGUCUCUUGAUCCGCAGGUGCACCAAGAUGACGAGUACCAGCGGUACGUCACGCAUCCGUCGACUAUCCCCUUAGUGGUGACGAGCGAUAUCGACUAUAGUGCUGCGCCGCUUGAGUUCCUGGAGUACUUGAGUAAGACGGCUGUUGAUCCCGCUGAGCAUCGCGUGUUGAGGGACUACGAUGAUGAGCGCGGCGCCGUUAGUUUGACGGUAGAAGAGCGCGCGGAGGCGAGUCUGGAUGAGUAUUAUGAGUACCUUGCCUCUGGUGUUGUUGAGGAUCCGUUGACGGUGUUGGAAGAGGAUGGUGGGAAGAAACGGUAUAAGGCGUAUAAGAAGUGGUUGAAGGGGAAGAGUUUGUUUAAGCAGAGGCCUGUGGUUGGUGGUGAUGAUGUGGGGGCGGUGUAGUUGUGGUACUGGUGGUGGUGGGAGAUGGGUUUGUGUUUUGUGAUACCCCUGGUAGACUUUGACUUGCAUAGCGUCGUAUGAUAUGGUAUGGUAUGGCAUGGCAUGGCGUCCGGCCAGUGGCGUCUCAUACUGUAGUAUUGUAAUGGCCUGUUUGCGGCUAUCAGAAUUGUCUGCC
This is a messenger RNA of Exophiala viscosa, 3604 nucleotides long. Its product is annotated as phosphatidylinositol-bisphosphatase. Gene Ontology annotation, cellular component: intracellular membrane-bounded organelle. Gene Ontology annotation, biological process: phosphatidylinositol dephosphorylation. The record is from RefSeq and is a predicted model, not a curated record. The coding region runs from base 232 to 3429 and encodes 1065 amino acids. Gene Ontology annotation, molecular function: phosphatidylinositol-3,5-bisphosphate 5-phosphatase activity. NCBI's taxonomy places the organism in Eukaryota, Fungi, Ascomycota, Eurotiomycetes, Chaetothyriales, Herpotrichiellaceae. The transcript has a single exon.